This is a messenger RNA of Calypte anna (Anna's hummingbird), 2485 nucleotides long. It is a transcript of the gene IHH, whose product is annotated as Indian hedgehog signaling molecule. Gene Ontology annotation, biological process: regulation of gene expression; cell fate specification; smoothened signaling pathway. Gene Ontology annotation, molecular function: patched binding; calcium ion binding. Bases 1 to 1227 code for a protein of 408 amino acids. The record is from RefSeq and is a predicted model, not a curated record. NCBI's taxonomy places the organism in Eukaryota, Metazoa, Chordata, Aves, Apodiformes, Trochilidae. The transcript is spliced from 3 exons.
AUGAAGCCGGCGCGGCUUCUGCUGCUGCUGAGCGGGUGCGCGCUGCUGCUGGCGCCGGCUGUGCGUGGCUGCGGGCCGGGCAGGGUGGUGGGCAGCCGCCGCCGGCCGCCCCGCAAGCUCAUCCCGCUCGCCUACAAGCAGUUCAGCCCCAACGUCCCCGAGAAGACGCUGGGGGCCAGCGGCCGCUACGAGGGCAAGAUCGCACGUAACUCGGAGCGCUUCAAGGAGCUCACGCCCAACUACAACCCCGACAUCAUCUUCAAGGACGAGGAGAACACCGGAGCCGAUCGGCUGAUGACCCAGCGCUGCAAGGACCGCUUGAACUCGUUGGCCAUCUCGGUCAUGAAUCAGUGGCCAGGAGUGAAGCUGCGGGUGACAGAGGGCUGGGACGAGGAUGGGCACCACUCAGAGGAGUCUCUGCAUUAUGAGGGUCGAGCUGUGGACAUCACAACCUCGGACCGUGACCGCAACAAGUACGGGAUGUUGGCUCGCCUGGCCGUGGAGGCUGGUUUCGACUGGGUCUACUACGAGUCCAAGGCCCACAUCCACUGCUCUGUCAAGUCAGAGCAUUCAGCUGCUGCGAAGACAGGGGGCUGCUUCCCAGGGUGGGCGCUGGCAACGCUGGAGAAUGGUGCCCAGACACCUCUGUGGGCACUGCGCCCAGGUCAGCGGGUACUGGCGAUGGAUGGGGCAGGCAGGCCCACCUACAGUGACUUCUUGGCAUUCCUGGACAAGGAGCCCCGUGCCCUCACCUCCUUCUAUGUCAUUGAGACGCAGGAGCCACCCCGGCGCCUGACCCUGACACCCACCCACCUGCUCUUCGUGGCUGAGAACUCCUCGGCGCCCGCCGCCCGCUUCCGCCCCACUUUUGCCAGCCACGUGCGGCCUGGACAUUUUGUGCUGGUGGUGUCGGGGGGAGGCAGCUUGCAGCCCGCCGAGGUGGUGGGGGUGCUGGACCGGAGGGAUGUGGGAGCCUAUGCCCCGCUGACACGCCACGGGACGCUGGUGGUGGACGGUGUGGUGGCCUCAUGCUUUGCCCUGGUGCAGGAGCAACAUCUGGCACAGCUGGCCUUCUGGCCACUCCGGCUCUACCACAGCCUGGUAGGGUGGCCAGGGGCACAGGGAGAUGGGGUGCACUGGUACUCGGGGAUGCUCUACCACCUGGGCAGGCUGCUCCUGCCUCCUGACAGCUUUCACCCACUGGGGGUACCCCAGGCAGAGAGCUGAGGAUGUGUCCGACCUGCAGCCGGUGCUACUGGUGGAGGUGGUGGCUGCAGGGCAGCUCAACAGGGGCCAGCACCCCUUCCCAAAGCUGGGUGCCCAUGGGGAGCUGCCGUCAACACUGUCUGCUUGAGGCACAGUCACCUCCUGGAUAGGGGGCACCAGAGCUCCAUGGUGUGCUUCCUCCAUGCUCACCACCUGUUCCUCUGGGGGCAGAGGGUAGGCAUGAAGGGUCCCCUCGGACAUGGGAGUGCCCCCAGCUGGAUCCACAUGCUGCUAUUUGUGUGUGUAUGUGUUGAUGUGCGUGUGCAGAAUUAGCUAAUGACAGGUCUGAUAGAUGAGGAAUGGGAAGAGCCUCUGGCUGGAGGUUGCUCCAGGAGGGCUCCCAGCCUGCCUGCACCCAGCAGUGAGGAGUCACUGGGAAUGGGGCCCCAGGGCCAUUUGCUGGGAAGCCUGGGCAGGAGGAGGGGUGAUGCUAUUUCCACCCCUGGGACAGGGUGGUGGAGGGUGACCCAGGUACUAGGGCUUUGCCUUACCCUCAGCCCAGACAGAAGGUGCAGCGAGGCACCCAAAAACAGUCCCUGUAGGCCAGGGGUGCCAAGCACUGGCCAGAUUUGAGGGGCUGACAUGGCUCUGGCAUGAGACCCGUGAUUCGGUGACAUGAGUGCUGCUGGAGCAAAACACUAGAGAAUGGGAUCCUGAGCUCUGCUCUAAACUACCACCCAGUCAGGCAUGUUCAUGGGGACUCCGUGACAGCUUUAGCUGGCAAGAGGGGGCUGCCGAAACAGGUGUGAAGGCAGGAGGAUGUGAGUGCCACCCAGGCAUGGGCAUGCAGUGGUGUGAGCAGGAGUAGGGAAUGCUAAGGCAGCAGCCCCAGCCUGCUGCAGCUGGAGGACAGAAAGUGGCUGAGGAGAAAGAGCUCCCCCCCUUGCCUUCUGAGCUUCCCACCCUGAGCUGGCUUAGCCCCAAGCCAUGCCUUUCCCAUCCUGAAACUAUAAAAACUCCCCAAGCUCCAGACCCUGCCUGGUUUCAACUCCCUGAUGUCCCAGCACCCCAAACCCUCAGGGUAACUUGUUGCUGCUCAACUGCUCCUGGGACCUGGGGGGCAUCCCAUAAGAGCUGCAACCAUGGUCCCCCCCGAAAAUCCUUGCUAGACCCUCAGCCUCCCCUGGCUCCAGUCUAGCAGAAGGGGUGGGGGGCUGUGACCUGCAUCCCCACUGCAGCAUCACGCGUCCUUAUUUAUUUAUCUGCUCUUUUUAUGUAC